AUGACUCUCUUCGAUGGCGUCUACCCCUUCUACCCUCAGCCGAGGAAGGCCUACGCGUUCGAUGUCAGCUCCAUCAUCGUCAUCGCCGUCUUCCUAUCGCUGGGGCUCAGCUUCCUGCUCAUCCUGCCGGGGAUCCGGGGCCGAGCGAGGCUGUAUUGGCUACUCCGGGUUAUCCUGAGCCUUUUCAUUGGGGCGGUGAUUGUUGCUGUGCAGUUCACCGGGGACUGGGAGACUGGCCAGGUGACAGCAAACACCUCCUACAAAUCCUUCAGCCGCACCAUGGUGAAUGCCGACGUUGGCCUGCACAUCGGCUUGGGGGGAGUCAACGUCACGCUAGUAGGGAACCCAGUGAAUCAGAUCAAUGAAACCAUCAACUACAACGAGCACUUUGCCUGGCGCUUUGGAGUAAACUACAACCAAAUCUACAACGAGGGCCUGGAGAAGGGGCUGCCCAGCCCCAUCCUGUACGUGGCAGAGAAGUUCAGCCAGCAGAGCCCCUGCGGCGUGUACAGCCAGUACAGGAUCUCCGGCCACUACGCAUCAGCAACUCUCUGGGUGGCAUUUUGUGCUUGGCUCAUUUCCAACAUGCUGUUCUCCAUGCCAGUCCUGGUCUACGGGGGCUACAUGAUCCUGGUCACUGGGGCCUUCAUGAUCUUCUCGCUGCUCUCCUUCUCCACGGUCAGGAACUCCCCCAUGUGCGCCAUCCAGUUCGGUCCAGCCUCCUUGCAGACUGUCUACGGGGCAUCCUUCUGGCUCACACUUGCAACAAGCUUGCUGUGUUUCCUGAUUGGGGUGGUAGUGGUUGCGCUGCACCACCUCCGACCUCAGGCACUGAAAGCCUUCUUUGAUCUGAGCGAGGAUGAAGAGGAAGGGGAUGCGAUGCUGGGGGAAGCGUAUGGCAACCCCCACUUCCGGGCAAGCAAAAAGAAUCCUUAUGACAACUUUGCACUGACCAUUGAGGCGGUCUAGAGGAAGCUCCUCCUCCCUCCCUAGUUGGACCCUAAGCACAAGGAAGCAGAGCACUAAGGAGUCCAGAUCCUUCUCCGGCUCUCCACGGAGAUCGAACUCACACGUCCUGCUGGCACCUGAGAAAUCAGCAAGCGCCUUGCCACGCUCUGCUGGGCUGAGAACCCUCCAAGUUCAUCUCCUCUCCAGCGAUCUCCAGAGAAAGGGAAGAUGCUGCCUCGGAGUUGCGCUGCAUAGUUGCUCUGCUCAAAUGGGUUCCCAGGGGCCGUUUCCGCUUGC
Messenger RNA from Terrapene triunguis (Three-toed box turtle), 1245 nucleotides. It is a transcript of the gene DUOXA2, whose product is annotated as dual oxidase maturation factor 2. The transcript has 6 exons. The record is from RefSeq and is a predicted model, not a curated record. The coding region runs from base 1 to 969 and encodes 322 amino acids. Gene Ontology annotation, cellular component: endoplasmic reticulum membrane. Lineage: Eukaryota; Metazoa; Chordata; Testudines; Emydidae. Gene Ontology annotation, biological process: protein transport.